AUGAAGGUACAUGUUACAAUAUGUAUCUUAGAUACAGUAUGUUUAUUGGGUCAUGGUAAUUUUGUCGGUUUCCCAUGUACCAUUUGUGGUUACGUAUUUACCCAGAAAGGAAAUUUAACUAAACAUAUGCAGGGCAAACAUUUAAAUGUUCGAUUUUCUUGCCCAAUAUGUAUGAAACAAUUCACAGAAAAGGGCAAUAUGAAAAAACAUGGUCUAGGCCAGGUUAGAGAUGGUGGUUUCCCUUGUAAGAUCUGUGGACAUGUAUUCAGUCAAAAAGGCAAUCUGAAGAAACAUGUUGAAGGCAAACAUUUAAAAGGUGUGGUAAAUGCAGGCCCUGAAGGUUUCCAAUGCUCCUACUGUGAGAAAAAGUUUAACUAUAUUGGAAAUUUAAACAAGCAUAUCAAGUCAAUGCAUCUGAAGCUUAGAUUUAAUUGUCCAUUAUGUGAGAAAACAUUCUCAGAGAAAGGCUCUGUCAAGAAACAUAUUCGAGUUGCGAAGGAAGUGAGAGGACACAUUUGUCCUGUUUGUUUCAAACAAUAUGAAUCCAGGUCCAAUGUAGAAAGACAUUUCAGAAGUAAACAUAUGAACAUGUUUUCUGUUUGUCCAAUAUGUCAAAAGAAAUAUACAGAUAAAAGUAAUCUGACACGUCACAUGAAGAAUGCUCAUCAUGUUCAAGGGCAACAAGAAGACAUAUUUAGAUGUUCAAAAUGUGGGAAAGGAUUUGCCAAUAAAUCCAACUUAUCUAGACAUAUUAAAGGUGUUGCUUAUUGGAUAGGUGAAGAUGGGUUAUAUCGAUGUUCAGAGUGUUUCAAGUCUUUUAACCAUAAAUGUAGUUUAAAACGUCAUUUUGAAGGCUCACAUCUCAAUAUUCGACAUACAUGUCCUAUUUGUUUGAAGUCUUUCUCUGAUAGAGGAAAUUUAGCCAAACAUGCUACAGCUGAUGCAGAUUCAUUAUUUCAAUGUCAGCUAUGUGGUAAACUAUUGAGUUGUCAGUUUAGUUUAAAUAGACAUGUUCGAUGUACACAUCUAGGAUACAAACAUAAGUGUCCUGUAGAUAAUUGUGGACAACAGUGGACCGAUAAACGUGGCUUGCAACGGCACAUGAUAAAACAACAUCCUAACUAUCCUGCCUGGAAAUCCCGGAAAAGUGACAUCAUUGUACCUGAUAAUCUGAUCAUCAGUGGUGACAUCAUUGUACCUGAUAAUCUGGUUGUCAGUGGUGACAUCAUUGUACCUGAUAAUCUGGUUGUCAGUGGUGACAUCAUUUUACCUGGUAAUCUGGAUGUGUUUCCACAACAGUUCACAUGUUCAGUUUGUGGUAAAAAUUUCCAUUCUAAGUCUAAUUUAACCAGACAUUACAGAGGAGUUCAUCUCAAUUUUAAAGUUAAACUACAAGAUGAUUUAAGUUGUUUGGUUUGUGGGAAAGUUUUUACCUAUAGAUCAAAUUUAAGAAGACAUUUUAAGACUUAUCAUCUUCAGUUUCGCUUUCAUUGUCCAGUUUGUAAGAAAGCUUAUCUUAAAAAAUGUGAUGUUAGAACCCAUGGUUAUAAUGAUGAAUUUGGUUGCCAAGUUUGUGGGAAAAUGUUUGUUUGUAAAUCCAGUUUAACGAGACAUAUCAGAGGAUCUCAUUUAAAUGUUAAACACUGUUGUCCUAUUUGUCAUCAAGUUUAUGUUUAUCAAUCAGAUAUGAAAAGUCAUAUGAAAAGAAAACAUUUUCAAAAUCUUGCCAGAAAGCUGUUUUACCAGAAAUAUUUCCCUGUCCAGAAUGUGAUAAGAUUUAUGAUUUUAAGUCCAGUUGGUGGUAAUUUAUCUUGUCCAGAAUGUGGUAGAAUCUUCAAACAACGUUAUAAUUUGAAUCGACACAUUCAAGGCACACACCUCAAAAUCCGAGUACAAUGUCCAUACUGUCCUUGUAAUUACACUGAAAAGGGAAAUUUAAUGAAACAUAUUAAAAUAGUUCACAGAAAGUUAGAUACAACGUUGGUGGUAAUUUAUCUUGUCCAGAAUGUGGUUGGUUUAUGUAAAAGUGGUUCUUAUGGUUGUGCUAUCUGUCACAAAGUCUUCUCCUCAAAGUCUAAUUUAUUACGUCAUAUACGAGGCACUCAUACUAACCAAUCUUUUAAAUGUCCCUUCUGUUCCCAUCAGGCUAGAUACAAAGGAAAUUUACAAAUUCACAUCAGAACUCAACAUCCAAAUUAUUCAAAUUUAUGUUCAAACUAA
This is a messenger RNA of Lottia gigantea (owl limpet), 2220 nucleotides long. RefSeq lists its product as hypothetical. The coding region runs from base 1 to 2220 and encodes 739 amino acids. Gene Ontology annotation, biological process: regulation of transcription by RNA polymerase II. NCBI's taxonomy places the organism in Eukaryota, Metazoa, Mollusca, Gastropoda, Lottiidae. The transcript has 16 exons. Gene Ontology annotation, cellular component: nucleus. Gene Ontology annotation, molecular function: DNA-binding transcription activator activity, RNA polymerase II-specific; RNA polymerase II cis-regulatory region sequence-specific DNA binding. The record is from RefSeq and is a predicted model, not a curated record.